UUUCCAAUAAUAUCGAAUAAAUCGUGAAGUGUACCUAGUGUUUGCACUGUAAAUAUUUUACAGGCACUCAGUGGUAUUGUGUUUAUCCAAGUAUUUCUUGUUACAGUUCCGUGAAUACUGAAAAAUGGCGAAGUCCAAGAACCACACAAAUCAUAACCAAAACCGCAAGGCCCACAGGAAUGGGAUCAAGAAGCCUAAGAAGUUCAGGCACGAAUCUACCCUUGGAAUGGACCCUAAAUUCCUGAGGAACCAGAGGUUCUGCCUGAAGGGCAACCUGAAGCCCGCCAAGCAGAUCGCGAGGGCGGCCGAGAAGAAGGCCACGAGGGAAGCCAAGGCCAAGAAAUGAACAUCUAGCUUAUAAGAUAAUAAACACCUAAAAAAAUAGUUGUAUUAUUUCAUU
Messenger RNA from Cydia splendana, 400 nucleotides. RefSeq names its product large ribosomal subunit protein eL29 (gene RpL29). The transcript has 3 exons. Gene Ontology annotation, biological process: cytoplasmic translation. Gene Ontology annotation, cellular component: cytosolic large ribosomal subunit; ribosome. The record is from RefSeq and is a predicted model, not a curated record. Bases 125 to 346 code for a protein of 73 amino acids. Gene Ontology annotation, molecular function: structural constituent of ribosome. Lineage: Eukaryota; Metazoa; Arthropoda; Insecta; Lepidoptera; Tortricidae.